Messenger RNA from Musa acuminata AAA Group (dessert banana), 1091 nucleotides. RefSeq names its product CDP-diacylglycerol--glycerol-3-phosphate 3-phosphatidyltransferase 2-like. NCBI's taxonomy places the organism in Eukaryota, Viridiplantae, Streptophyta, Magnoliopsida, Zingiberales, Musaceae. Gene Ontology annotation, cellular component: mitochondrion; membrane; chloroplast envelope. Gene Ontology annotation, biological process: glycerophospholipid biosynthetic process. The transcript has 7 exons. Gene Ontology annotation, molecular function: CDP-diacylglycerol-glycerol-3-phosphate 3-phosphatidyltransferase activity. The coding region runs from base 122 to 949 and encodes 275 amino acids. The record is from RefSeq and is a predicted model, not a curated record.
UAACUCACCAGACAGACUACGACAAAGACAGCGACUGUCGCCAAGAGAAGGCCGCUUUUGCAACCGCAGCACAGGGGCGCGGCGCGAUCCACGGCGCGAGGACCGGCGGUGGCGAACGUGAAUGGCUCUUGGAUCCGCGCAGGCGCCUCUCGCGGCCGUGGCCGCCACGUCGGGCGAGAGCGUGAGAAGACGGGCGGGUGAUGCCGUAAGAGGGAGGAGCAGCGCCAACGGGGACGCCGCGAGCUCCAUGGGUUCCCUUUACGAGUUCCGGAACGGGAGAGGGGAGAUCGAGAUGAAUGGGAGCGGCAGCGUCAAGCAAUCUACGCCGCCGCUGCUGCAGCAGAGCGGCACGCCGAAGCUGCUCACGCUGCCGACGGUUCUCACGAUCGGCCGGGUUGCUGCCGUCCCCCUUCUCGUGAGCACUUUCUACAUGGAUGGUCGGUGGGCAACAACUGCUACAACAGGCAUCUUUCUUCUCGCAGCACUUACAGAUUGGCUAGAUGGCUAUAUUGCACGAAAGAUGAGACUAGGAACUGCAUUUGGUGCAUUUUUGGAUCCUGUAGCUGACAAGCUUAUGGUAUCUGCCACUUUGGUUUUGUUGUGCACCAAACCUUUGAAAUGUGCUGUAUUUGGGGAUGUUCCAUGGCUUCUGGCAGCACCUUCAAUCACCAUUAUUGGUAGAGAGAUAACUAUGUCAUCAGUUAGAGAGUGGGCUGCAUCCCAGAAUGGUAGAGCUCUUGAGGCAGUAGCAGUAAAUAGUUUUGGGAAAUGGAAAACAGCAACACAAAUGACUGCACUGACUGUUCUUCUUGCCAGUAGAGAUCCCAGACUUGCAGCGAUGACUGGUUUGGUUGCUGCCGGUGUUGUCCUGCUUUACAUUUCAGCUGGGCUUGCUGUAUGGUCACUAGUUGUGUACAUGAAAAAGAUAUGGAGAUUAUUGCUGAAGUAGUUUAUUUCCAGCUAUAUUUGGCACAAGAACACAAUGGCCAGGACCAUAUACAAGGACAACAGGGAUUUAGAUGGUCUCCCUGCACUAUUCAUCCAGUUGUAUUUGAGUUAUGGAAAGCAUGUGGUUAGCAGAUGGAAUGCAA